Messenger RNA from Glycine soja, 1661 nucleotides. RefSeq lists its product as uncharacterized. The record is from RefSeq and is a predicted model, not a curated record. The transcript has a single exon. Bases 646 to 1497 code for a protein of 283 amino acids. NCBI's taxonomy places the organism in Eukaryota, Viridiplantae, Streptophyta, Magnoliopsida, Fabales, Fabaceae.
GUGGUCAGAUAUGUUUGGCACAUGCUCUCAGCAACUUCAAGACUUCGAGUUUGUAAAUAUUGGUGCAAAACAAAACAGCUUUUCUACCUCCAAGAGAAUCAAUUGCGGAUAAUAAUGAUAACAAAAGGUCUGGUCAGAAACCAAUAGUAGUAUCAGUUGUGUAGUGCAGUUGCAGAUAAGAUUGCUCAGUAGUGCAAGCAAAUUGAUGAGCUUUCAACAAUGACAACACAAAAUCUCACCCAUUUCAGGUAAUGGUGAAUUAGAGACAAUUUGGUUUGGAGCUGAAGUGAUGAUGAUAAGAGUUUCCUUGUCACAUUGAUGAGGUAAAACUUUCCCUCCCUAGCUACCACCUUUUUGACAUUUUGGCAACCAUUUACAAAUUGAGCAUAGAGGAAAGAGCUGAAAUUGUCAACUUUUUUCCUAAAAGGUUCCUUUGGCUUCCCACCCUACAAAAUACCCUUUUAGUUUAUGAAAACUCUUCUAACUUGCCAUGUCACAAUCUGUAGUUUAUGACACAAAAAAGUGCAGAUUGAACAAAACUUGAGGUAUUUGACUGAAGUUUUUCGCAUAGAUCUAAGUAUCUUCUUUCAUCAGUUCUUGCAUAUAUUUUUGGCCUUGAAGCAGUAAGUAUAUUCUGAGUCAGUGAUGAUGGAGAAAGCAUAUAAGCAUCAAAUUUGUUCCAAGCUGUGUGCCAAUUUCAGCACUUUCCCACCAAUCAUUAUUGUUCUUCUUCUGGUCUCAUUUUAUUUUUUCUUUUCAAUUUCUAAAUCCUUCCCUUUCCUUCUUACAAUACCAAUUGCUCUUCUAUCCACCAUGUUUCUUGUCGCACUGACAAAGAAAAAAGGGUAUCAAGAUGAGAAGCAGAAAGAGGAGCUACACCCUUCACUAGAAGUUACUCAUACUGAGGUAAACCAACAAAGUGAACCUGAUGAGAAUCUUGAACAGCAAGCGGAAGCACAUUCAGACUAUUCAUUUCCAACUGAUAGUGAAAGCUGCAAUUUUUCUAUCAUGGAUGAAACUUUUGAGCUCAAUGUUCAAGAGCAUAGGCUGCAAGAAGAUAUGCAGUCAGAUUAUUCACUUCCAUCAGAUAGUGAAAGCAGUGAUGACUCAAUAAUGGGGGAAAGUUUUGAGAUGGAUCACAUUGGAAAUCAAAAUGAGGAUAUUAUUUCUGAAAGCUUGAAUUCUGAUGAUGAUUAUGAGGAGGAUGAGGAUGAGGAGGAAGAGGAUACCUUGAUUGAAAUUAACCUUCCAAGCAGCCACUUUCCUGACUUGAUUGAAGAUCCUAAGCAAAAAUUGCAAACCAAGUUGCCAGAUUUCCUGCCAGAUUCCAUUUUCAAGCAGCAAGGCCUAAUGGAGCUCUUAGAAGAAAUCAAUGACAUGAAUGAGGAUGAAAACUUAAUUGAGAUUGAUAUUUCCAUGGGAUCUAUCAAUAAUCCAGAUUUCAGAUUGAAGCAGGAGUUGGCAUAUUUUCAAGAUGAAUGUGUUCUUAGUGAUUGAUGUAUUUUAACUCCUUUUCUUCUUGAUGUUGAGGAAGAUUUUGUGCUCACCAAUAUUAACUUGCCAUUUUGAUUCAAUGGACUUGCUAAUGGCAAGACUAUGUUUGUGUUCCUUAUCAUUCUCAAGUCCAAAUUAAACUACAGCCAAUCUAAUUUAGCAUAUGC